Betta splendens (Siamese fighting fish) is the source of this 2093-nucleotide messenger RNA. RefSeq lists its product as uncharacterized. Bases 1 to 738 code for a protein of 245 amino acids. Lineage: Eukaryota; Metazoa; Chordata; Actinopteri; Anabantiformes; Osphronemidae. The record is from RefSeq and is a predicted model, not a curated record. The transcript has 2 exons.
AUGUUUGACUCUUUGUGGCCAGAUUUGCCCGAGGACUUCUGGAGGUGCUAUGGAUAUCUCCUGGACAAAGCCACGGAGGCACCUACCGUCGAGGCUCGGUUGGCCGCUGCAGACAGACUGGAUGACAUUAUCAUGGAGGAGGAAUGGUGGCUUGACUACCCUGGCAUGGAGGAACUGUGGUACAGCUUGGGCGAUAUCUGCAGGGAGCUGGAACCACGCCGCCGACAUCCCAGCUUUGUGUCGAACGCCAGCCUCUGCACUCCCUCCACCGUCCCAGCGAUGGCCAGGUCAUGCGUCGUCGCCCACUCAAGGCGCUUCUUCUGGGGGUCCUGGAGGCCUGGUAUUGACAAUGUUCUCCUCAGCUCUUGGUGGUCCGGCGCCGACCACGUCCGCUUCGGUUCCUGGUGGUCCAGCGCCGAUCACGUCCACUUCGUCCCUGGCUUGUCUCUCAUCUCUGGCUCUCGGUUCACGUCUGUCAUCGUCAUCUCUGGUUCUGUCUCCGGCGCCUCGUCUGUCAUCGUCGUCUGUGGUUCUGGCUCUGGCGCCUCAUCUGUUGUCGUUGUCUCUGGUUCUGGCCCUGUUCCGCUUUUAGGCAUAAAGAGUGCAGUUCUGAUCCAGCAGCUGCUGCAGUCUUUGACAUGUUUAAGUAAUUGGUUGCCAGGUACCUUUAGUUGCAUUCAAAUUUUUGUUGUUUUAUUGCCAGAUAAGGUGUACUUGCAUAUUUCCACUAUAGGAUGAAGAUGAAGAGACCACUUCUGCUGCAACAGAACAGUGCUACUAAAUCCACAGAAGUCAGAUACAUGCCAUAUACAGUAACACAUGACCCCUUUAAACAUUAGAGGGUAAUUGUCAUUGUCCUUUCACAGAACACCCUGGGGAUUUCUUUAUAUCAGGCCUUAACUGGAGGAGGCUGGUGUGGACCUUCAUCUGACGGAGUGGAUUAUGGACUAUCUCACAAACAGGCCUCAGUUUGUGAGAGCAAGGGACUGUGUGUCUGACACUCUGACCUGCAGUGUGGGGGCCCCACAGGGGACUGUACUGGCCCCCUUCCUCUUCACCCUCUACACGUCAGACUUCAGACACAACACGGACAGCUGUGUUCUGCAGAAGUUCUCUGAUGACUCUGCGAUCGUCGGACUGAUCACCGAUGAUGAUGAUGCAGAGUACAGAGGACUCACUCAGAACUUUGUGGACUGGUGCCAGCGGAACCACCUCCUGAUCAAUGCAGGGAAAACGAAGGAGAUGGUGGUGGAUUUCCGCAGACAGCAGCCUGCUGUCAUCCCACCGAUGCACAUCCAGGGAAGGGACAUUGAGAGAGUGGACUCUUAAAAGUACCUGGGAGUGCAUCUGAACAAUAAACUAUACUGGACUCAUACCAUGGAUGCACUGUACAGGAAGGGUCAGAGCAGACUCUACCUGCUGAGGAGACUGCGGUCUUUUGGAGUGAGGGGGCCACUCCUGAAGACCUUCUAUGACUCUGUGGUGGCAUCAGCCAUCCUGUACGGUGUGGUCUGCUGGGGCAGCAGCAUCACAGUGAGGGACAGGAAGAGACUGAACAGGGUCAUCAAGAAGUCCAGCUCUGUCCUGGGCUGCACUCUGGACACAGUGCAGGAGGUGGGUGAGAGAAGGGUCUUGGCUAAACUGACAUCCAUCAUGGACCAGGUCUCUCACCCACUGGAGGACUCUCUGUCUGCUCUGGAGAGCAGCUUCGGUAGCAGACUGAUCCACCCUUACUGUGUGAAGGAGAGAUAUCGUAGAUCCUUCCUACCUGCUGCUGUCAGACUGUACAAUCAGAACUGUUGACCUUGUCCCACUACAGUCACUCACCCACUGCAUCAGUGGUUUAUAUAGCAACCUGCUCUGCACAAUAUUUGUGUAAAUCUGUGAACAAUCAUGUAUAUUGUUACCGGUAAAAAUCUUAUACCCAUUACUGUGCAAUAACCCUGCAAUGACCUCAUACUCACUCUAACUGUACUGUACUGCUUUGUACUGUGCCAACACAUACUGUUCUGUACCUGUAUUCUCGCUCAUCUGUACUGCUGUUGUGAGACGUAAUUUCCCCACUGCGGGACUAUUAAAGAUUUUCUUAUUAU